UCAGGGCUAGGCACACUGACAGUAUGGCGGCGGAGUGCAGCUGGAAGGAUGCUACUAUCGCUGGUGAUGUUUCUGUCCCCGGCAGCCCCUAAAUGGACUAUUGACGGGAGCAAAACAAGCGGAAUUAUCGAGAGAGACCUUUCGCCGUGAGCUCUGAAGAUGGCCAGGCUCGCCGACUACUUUGUCGUGAUCGGUUACGACCUCGACAAGCGAGUGGAGGGAGAGGGUCAAGGCUGCAUUCUCCAACGGUUCCCUGAGAAAGACUGGGAAGACAGUCCCUUUCCUCAAGGCAUUGAGCUGUUCUGUCAGCCCAGCGGUUGGCAAGUGGUCCCUGAGCAACAGCCGGCCUCUUUCUUUGUAGCAGUUUUGACCGACAUCAACUCAGACCGUCACUACUGUGCCUGCUUCACCUUCUGGGAGUGUUUGGACAAUCCACAGAAAGCUGAUGGCAGCAGGGCGGAUGAGGCCGACGAGGAAGCUGAUGUUGUCCAACCCGCUAGAGUCUUUGCCCCAAAGAGUUUGGUUCUGGUGUCCCAGCUUGAUUACACAGAGGUUUUUAGGAACUGUUUAGGUCUAAUCUAUACUGUCCAUGUGGAUGAUCUCUCUGUUCCCUUGGAAACUGUGAUUGGAAACCUACUGACCUGCGUCAUCCCCCUUGCAGGAGGCUCACAGACAGAUGAGUCUGCAGUGUGUAGCUUAGACAGAGUUGUUCCGGGCGUGGCCUGUCUUCAGCCGGGCCAAGAGGAGAAAGCAAAGAGUUUGAGGACGAUAACUUUAGGUGCUGGUGACCGGCAAGUUAUCCAGACCCCCAUCAGCGACUCCCUUCCUGUCAGUGGCUGCAGCGUUGCCCAGCUCUUCAGACAGCUUGGUAUUGUAAACGUGUUGUAUCUGUUCUGCGCUGCUCUUACCGAGCACAAGAUCCUAUUCCUAUCCAGCAGCUACCAGCGGCUAACCGACGCCUGCCGGGGGCUUUUGGCCAUCAUGUUUCCCCUCAAGUACAGUUUCACCUACGUCCCUAUCUUACCGGGAAAACUGCUAGAGGUUCUGAGCACCCCCACCCCCUUCAUCAUUGGUGUCAACUCCUUCUUUCGUUCAGAAACACAAGAACUGCUGGAUGUGAUCAUCGCUGACCUUGACGGCGGCACUGUGACCAUCCCUGAGUGUGUGCACAUCUCCUUACUGCCUGAGCCUCUGCUACAGCAGACCCAGACCGCACUCUCAAUGGUUUUGGAUCCAGAGCUGGAAGUGGCGGACCAAGCCUUCCCUCCGCAGUCCACGCAGCCCUCUGCGCUGAAGAUCCAGGAUAAAGAGAUAAGAGCAGUCUUCCUCUGGCUGUUUGCUCGGCUCUUCCAGGGCUAUCGUUGGUGUUUGCACAUCAUCCGCAUUCACCCAGAACCGGUGAUCCGCUUCCAUAAGGCGGCCUUCCUGGGCCAGCGAGCGCUGAUGGAGGACGACUUCCUCAUGAAGGUGUUGGACGGGAUGGCGUUUGCUGCUUUCGUCUCAGAGAGAGGGCCCCCUUACAGAACUACUGACCUGUUUGACGAUCUGGUAGCAAACCAGGUGGAGCGGAUCCGGCAGGAGGAGAGCUGUCCACACAAAGUCUUGAAUCACGUGAAGGAGCUUGCAGAGCAGCUCUUCAAAAAUGAGAACCCAUAUCCGGCUGUGGCCAUGCACAAAGUGCAGCGGCCCUCGGACAGCAGCCUGAACCCCACACAGAACCAGAAACCCUUCCCUGUUCUGGAUGAGGUUUCUGUGCAGCUCUUCAUUGAUCACGCUGCUGCCAAACUGAAGACCGCUCCUCCUGUGGUGAAGGCAGAGGUCAAGAGCAUGGUGCCAUCCGGGCCUCCGCUGGGUGACACCGUGGACAGGAACGGCUGUGUGAUGGCUAACAGCGCUCGCAGGCUGGAGGUGGUCAGGAACUGCAUCUCGUACAUCUUUGAGAACAAAAUGCUGGAAGCCAAGAAGCUGAUGCCAGCUGUUCUGCGGGCGCUGAAGGGUCGAGGAGCUAGGCUCUGUUUCACCCAGGAGCUCAACCAGCACGUCCUGCAGAACCGGGCCGUGCUGGAUGACCAGCAGUUUGACUACAUCGUUCGCAUGAUGAACUGCACUUUACAGGACUGUUCACACAUGGAUGAACACGGCGUUGCUGCAGCUCUGCUUCCUCUGGUCACAGCCUUCUGCAGAAAACUGGGAGCAGGCAUCACGCAGUUUGCCUACAGCUGCGUUCAGGAGCACACUGUGUGGACCAACAUGCAGUUCUGGGAGGCCAUGUUCUAUAGUGAUGUCCAGAACCACAUCCGGGCUCUGUACCUGGAGACGGAAGAUGGAGAGCAGCACAGCAUCUCACAGCAGCAGCAGGACGGGUCUGGCAGCAGAAAGGACAUCAGCGCUUUGGAGUUGGCCUCGGAGCAGAGCCGGCUGUGGCCAACUUUCGGCAAGGAAAUGCAGGCUGAACUGGUACAGAAGGAGGAAAGCACUGUGUUCAGCCAGGCCAUCCACUACGCCAACAGGAUGAGCUACCUGCUGCUGCCUUUGGACACCAGCAAGAACCGGCUGCUGAAGAGCUCCGGUCUCGGAGAUGUGGAGAGCGUCAGUAACAGCUACGUCACCAACAGCAUUGCAGGCAGCAUGGCGGAGAGCUAUGACACUGAGAGCGGCUUUGAAGAUGCUGAGAGCUCCGACGUGGCCAACUCAGUGGUGCGCUUCAUCAACCGCUUCGUGGACAAAGUGUGUAAUGAGAGCGGCGUCACUAACGAACAUCUGAAAGCGCUGCACAUCAUGAUACCAGAUAUUGUUCAGAUGCACAUCGAGACGUUAGACGCAGUCCACCGGGAGAGCAAGAGACUGCCUCCCAUCCAAAAGCCCAAGCUGCUGAGACCCACUCUCCUGCCAGGAGAGGAGCUCAUGAUGGACGGGAUGCGGGUCCAUUUGGUUCCCGACGGACGCGAUGAGGCAACAGGGCUGAUGGGAGGGCCUGCUCUUCUUCCAGCGGAGGGAGCCAUCUUCCUCACCACAUACCGCCUCAUCUUCAAAGGCACGCCCACCGACCCCCUGGUGGGUGAGCAGGUUGUGACUCGCUCCUUCCCCAUCGCCUCUCUGACGAAGGAAAAGAAGAUCUCGGUCACAGCCAUCGACCAGUAUGUUCAGGAGGGGCUGCAGCUGCGGUCAUGCACCUUCCAGCUCAUAAAGAUCGCAUUUGACGAAGAGGUCGAGUCAGACUUGGUGGAGGUUUUCAGGAAGCAUCUUCACAAGCUGCGCUAUCCUCAGCAUGUGCAUGGGACCUUUGCCUUCACCGUGGGUCAGUGUGGGAAGCUGGUGGUGGAGCACAAGACCAAAGACAAGAACCAGUCACUGAAAACCCUCUCCAGAAACCUGGUGAAGACCGCGAAGAGGACAAUUGUCCGGCAGAACGUGUCCAGGAAGAAGUAUUCUCCGCCCACCUGGGAGAACCGCAGCAGCUUGCAGUCUGAACUGGAUGAAGAUGAGAUUUCUGUGUCCGAGGAGGUGGACCACAGCGUGCUCACACUGUCCUCCACCAUCCGCUCUUCAGACAGACAGACCAUGAGCAAUGUUGUGGAGCGGGCCUGCUGUCGAGACUAUCAGCGCUUGGGUCUGGGCACGCUCAGUAACAGCCUAACACGUUCGAAGAGCGAGCCUUUCCGGAUCUCCACCGUCAACCGCAUGUACAGCAUCUGCAGGAGCUACCCUGGCCUGCUGAUCGUCCCUCAGACCAUCCCAGACUCCACCAUCCAGAGGAUCUCCCGCUGUUAUCGACAGAACCGCUUCCCCGUGGUGUGCUGGAGGAACUCUCGAACCAAGGCCGUCCUCCUGCGCUCGGCGGGUCUUCAUGCUAAGGGAGUAGUCGGAUUCUUCAAGUCACCCAACACGCCUACUGCAGUUCCCAGUCAGGCCGACUCCACCAGCCUGGAGCAGGAGAAGUACCUGCAGGCCAUCAUCGGCAGCAUGCCGUCCUACAGCGAGAGCAGCGGCAGAAACACGCUGAGCGGCUUCUCUUCCGCUCACAUGAGCACCUCAGACUCUGCAGAUAAACUGAGGCAGCCUAAAAUCGGGAUGCUCAUGAAGCAGGUGAUGGGCGUGAAGGAGGAGGUUCCCGGGACGUUCAGCAGAGGAGCUCAGGGUAAAAGCGUCAAAGUGUCCUCUCAACCCAAGGGGCCUAACAAGGCCAGGAACUCCCCCAGAGGUAGAUGGGGCAGUAUCCGUCUGACAGGAUCGGGAGCUCUACGUCUGAGUGCCUACAACCCUGACGUGGGGCCGCGUCUGGCGGGAUUUGAGUCUCCGCAGCCCAACGGCGGGCCGAGUGAGCCCCUCUUCCUACGGCAGCAGAAGGCGUUCCUCUACAUCAUCGGGGACAAGAGCCAGCUGAAGGGGGGGAAGCAGGACGCGUUCCAGCAGUGGGAGGUAGUCCCCAUUGAGGUGUGCGACGUGCGGCAGGUGAAGAACAGCUUCAAGAAGCUGAUAAAGGCCUGCAUGCCCAGCUCGGUGACGGCGGACGGCUUCCUGCGCUGCGUGGAGGAGUCGGAGUGGAUGUCUCUGCUGCACAGGGUGCUGCAGGUCUCCGUCCUGGUGGUGGAGCUUCUGGACACGGGCUCGUCCGCCAUGGUCAGCCUGGAGGACGGCUGGGACGUCACCACGCAGGUGGUGUCCCUGGUCCAGCUGCUGUCUGAUCCGUACUACAGGACCUUUGAUGGCUUCCGGCUGCUGGUGGAGAAGGAGUGGCUGUCGUUUGGCCACAGAUUCAGCCACCGGGGGGCACAAACGCUUGCCAGCCAGAGCAGCGGCUUCACGCCGGUGUUCCUGCAGUUCCUGGACUGUGUGCAUCAGAUCCACCUCCAGUUCCCCAUGGAGUUUGAGUUCAGUCAGUACUACCUGAAGUUCCUGGCUUAUCACUACGUCUCCAACCGCUUCCGCACCUUCCUGCUGGACUCGGACUACGAGCGCAUCGAACUGGGAGUGCUGUUUGAGGAGAAGGGCGAGAGGAAAAGUCCUCUGGUGUGCAAGUCUGUUUGGGACUACAUCGACCGACUGAACAAGAAGGCACCCGUCUUCUACAACUACAUGUUCAGCCCAGAGGAUGAGGAGGUGUUAAGGCCGUACACCUUCAUCUCCAAUCUGAAGCUGUGGGAUUUCUACACGGAGGAGACGCUAUCUGAGGCACCGUCCUAUGACUGGGAGCUGCGGGGCCGGCAAGAACGCGCAGAGGAGGUGGCGGACAAACCCGACACCAGCGCUCCCGUGACUCAGCGCCGCAUCGUGUGGCCAUGUUACGACAACCUAAGCAAGGUGAUGCCAGACGCCAUCAGCAAGCUGCUGCAGGACCUGCAGAGUCUGGAGGCUGAGCUGGGCCAGACGGCGGAGAGGUGGAAGGACACCUGGGACAAAAUCAAGAUGACGCAGAGGACGGACGCCAAACCGGAGAGCAAGCCGUCCUUCUCCAGCUCCCUGCUAAUGGCGUCCAACCUGAGCCACCAACGCCGCUCUCAGGGAGUCUGCCUGCAGGAGAGCGCCGUUGGGCCUUCCCUUAACCUGGGCUUGGACUGCGAGGGCGGCGCCACCUCCACCCCGGUGCCGGGCCGAACCAGCACCAGCACUCUUUACAGCCAGUUCCAGAGCACUGAGAGCGAGAACAGGAGCUUUGAAGGGAUUUUAUACAAGAGAGGAUCCAUUUUGAAACCGUGGCGACCCCGCUGGUUCGUUCUGGAUAAAACCAAACAUCAGCUGCGGUACUACAACACCCGACAAGACAAGGAGUGUAGGGGGUUCAUUGACCUAGCAGAGGUGGAGGCCGUCACUUCAGGAUCACCGAUGGUGACGUCACCCAAAAUCACGGAGAAAGCCUAUUUUGACCUCAAAACCACCAAACGGGUCUUCUGUUUUUGUGCGCAAGACGCCGCCAGCGCCCAGCAGUGGAUGGACAGCAUCCAGAGCUGCCUGUCUGACGCCUAGAGGAAGCAGGGCUUCUGACGCUCCGUCCUGUUGAACGUUUCAGCCAUUUUCCUAUAAAACUACAAAAGAAAAAAAAGAAAAACGUUUCCCCUCCUCAGUCUGACCACUAUGAGUCUGAAUGCACAAAACCAACUAGAGAUCCUUCCAGAGCCCCCACCUGCGCAUCACCUGUUGAAAAGAGGAGGAGCCUGAAGCCUAACGGACCAAACCUGCAGGAGCAGACACUGCUGCUCUCACUGCCUCGUGUAGCCACUCAGUGUCUUCAGAGGAGGGGGGGGGGGUCCUUAGUGGUUCAUGAAGGAUGUUCUGUUUAGCCCUUUCCCCCAGCUUUUUUCUACAAUCAGAAGUGAUUUACUGUGAAAAGCAUGAAAUUAUGGUGGCAGGAAGUGUUUACAGAGUAGAUGACCCCCCCCCCCCCCAUCACUACGAGGGACGCCUCCUUUAAAUCUGUAAGGGAAACUGAGAGGGGGGGCGUUGAGCAGAACAAUGUGGGGUGUCGCACAGUAUUAUGGGAUGUCUUCAUAAAAAGACAGCAGGUCACUUUUCCACGUUGGGGCGACGCACCUUCCCGUCUGAAACAAGGGAGGGGUCGCCCCCGCCACCCUGUAAAAUCCCCCCCCCCCCGCUGCUGUCUAAAGGUGAAACUGUAGAUUUGUUGAAUAAGUCUCUUGUAUAUACGACUCCAAAUUUGUAUGUAACGUUUCUAGUAGUAAUUUAUUUAACUGGUCUUUUCAGUAAAGGUUUUUCACAUCACUUUAUUUUUUAAUUAGGAAUCCAAUGUGCCAACUGUUUAUUUGUGUAUUAAUGUGACUAAUGCUCUUUUUGUUUGGAAACCCUGGUUUUGAUACAUCACUCCUGAUUUCCCAGGCAGUCCGAGUAAAGCGGUGGCAGUGGAGUAGGCGGCGUCCUCUGAACUAUUGAGUUUUUCGCCGCCUGCAUUGGUCAGACGGCAGAGCUCACCUGUGGGAACGUCACUGCCUCUCCUCACUGCUUCACCUUCCUCCUCCGUGUACAGCAGCUACAGCUAUAACAAAACCCCCUUUAUUUAUUUGGUUUUUAUUUAGAACGUUCCCUCUGAGAUGGGCUGUCAAUCAUGUCAGUAGAGUUUCUAGACUCCAAAUAAAAAACUGUGGGUUCAAAUGUU
This is a messenger RNA of Oryzias latipes (Japanese medaka), 7108 nucleotides long. The record is from RefSeq and is a predicted model, not a curated record. NCBI's taxonomy places the organism in Eukaryota, Metazoa, Chordata, Actinopteri, Beloniformes, Adrianichthyidae.